Molecule: messenger RNA, 936 nt
Organism: Spodoptera frugiperda (fall armyworm)
Lineage: Eukaryota; Metazoa; Arthropoda; Insecta; Lepidoptera; Noctuidae
Exons: 5
Coding region: 61-936 (291 amino acids)
Source: RefSeq, a predicted model, not a curated record
UGCAAGACUUGGUGUUUUUUACAGGUUGUUUUUGAUAGUUUCAAUAUUAUUUGCGGAAUAAUGGCCGAAGACAAACGCAUAAAUAUGUUAAAAAUUAUAUGCUGUGCAGUUAUUUUAUUAUGUAAGUUGCCGCUGGGGUUGGCAACCACCUGGUCCCCCGCCCGGUUGGAUCCUAUGCCUUAUGAUUAUCACAAUCAAAAGGCUCUCAUCAGCAGGAUGACAGAACAUUUGGUUCAGCAAGUAGUAAUGAAAAUGCGUCUUGCUGAAAAUAUACAUUAUGUUUACAAGGGCUCUGUUGAGUAUGAGAUGGGCAUUGUAUCUGGCAAUAUUAUGGACAGAUUUACCCAUAUGAUGAACAUAUACAAGUUCUACUCUAAGCCUGUAAACUUUGAAAAUACAUCAUUAACUGAAGCCGAGUACAUGACUGGAUAUGCAGCGAUCCGAAGUUUCUACAAUCAGCUGAUAGUAGACCGAAAUAUGUUUGUAAGAUUGGAAGAUAAAUAUGAAGAGAAACAUGAGAAACAAGAUGAGUACUGGGAGCGAAUUGCUCAUAAAUAUAAUGUGACGGUAAAACAACUGCAUGAUGCAAGAGACCAGGGGUUAAUCAAACCUGAAGACUUCCCUGAUGAAGAAAAACCACCAAGUCGGAGAAGUAUGAAGAUUCAAACUACCGGGACACGAAAGAUCAAUAAUAAGGUACCAGUAAAAAAAUAUCCUACAAGUAAGAAGGAGAAUCGAAAGAUUAAUUGGGGACGCCACAAUGGUGAUACUGCGGAAGCCGAAUAUAAGAAAUCGCUAAGAUAUAAGGCCUGGGCGCAAAAAUGGCAAGGUUUCAAUCCGGACAUCGAAGGGAUACAUAUACCAAAGCCGAUAGCAGACAUUGGUUUCAAAAACCUCAGUAAUUUCCUACCCAAGGAGCUACAAGGAGUCGUUUGA